Messenger RNA from Nerophis ophidion (straightnose pipefish), 1436 nucleotides. RefSeq lists its product as uncharacterized. Lineage: Eukaryota; Metazoa; Chordata; Actinopteri; Syngnathiformes; Syngnathidae. Gene Ontology annotation, cellular component: tRNA-splicing ligase complex. The transcript is spliced from 8 exons. Bases 130 to 1155 code for a protein of 341 amino acids. The record is from RefSeq and is a predicted model, not a curated record.
AGCUACAAACAUGCUGUUAAUUUACUUAAAAUAAACGUAGAAGGCAGCACACAACAUCAAAACACGACUUACUAAAUAGUAAAAGACCAACUUUAUCCUCGACUUUUUACACUAAACGUUAAUAUAGAAAUGGAGAGGAAUGUCGGGAUAGUUUCUGCAAUUAAAGCGUUGGGGUAUCCAGAUGCUCGCUGCUUAUUGAGGUGUACUUGUGAUGAACUUCCUUGCCCGCUGCUCACCUGGCUGACAUCCCAGUUGAAGAGUUUGUGUCCGGACCUUCAAGAUUCAGGUGGGGGAAGUAGCGUCUUGCUGGUGAAAGAGCUGAGAAACAUGCUGUCAGACCUGCACUCUCCUCUCACCGGGAAGACAUCCGAGAUGCUGGAGCCCAACACCCUCAACAAAGUCACUGACUUCCUAGUAUCUGAAUUGGAAGCCGCUCAUAUAAUCAAGCACAGAGAGCUGCGUCCCCAGGAUGAAACGAGUGGCGAGGAGUCUGAAAAAGGGCAGAGGGUGGCGAAUACCACGGCGCUUUCCCAGGAAUAUGGUGACAGUGAUUCAGAUAAAUUACAAAGUUCUGCGGAGAUGCAGGCGGAAUGGAUACUGCUGCUUCAUGCGCUAAACAUGGACGCUUCCACUGCUUACCCUGAUGUGCUGCAUGAGGUGGAGUCGAGGGUCGCUCGUCUUCCUGUCGGAACCAUGUCGGAGCCUCUUCUUAACGCCAGCCUCAGCUCAGAGCAGUGGACGCGGCUCGAAAAAAUAAAUCGAGUCCUGUCCGACGACUACGGCUGCCGGCAGCAAAUGAUGAUCAAACGCUUUCAGGUUUCUCUCCAGUCGUUUGCGUGGGGAGACGAGCAGAAGGAGCGUAGUGAAGCGCUGGCAUCUGUCCCACCUCUCGAAUCGAUUGCUGUUUUGUCCCGAGUCUCCAUCCCUCUCCUAUUGGCUGCCAGAGAGGAUCAGUCUUGUAUCCAGCCCAUCAAAGCUGGAAUAACUACAAAUGUUUACAAGAAACUUAUGGGCCAAGUGCCGGACAGAGGGGGUCGACCUGGGGAAAUCGAGGCACCGAUGCCGAGCUGGGGAGAGCGACGAACAGGACAAGGAGGUGGACGCCGUCAGUGGAGAGACAAUCCAAAGAAAAAGAGAAAGGGGAAGAGGGAAUAGUGUGUAAAUGUUUACAGUUUACAGCCUAGCGGAAGUUUUCUUUUUGGGGAAAAAAAAAAGUACUCUAAAAAUGCCAGUGGAAUGCAACAAAUGAUUAUUUAUGAUUAUUUGGUAGAAAACUACCUGUUGCACUAUAUUAUGUUUUUUAAACCUUGUUGAAUCUGUAAUGUACAGGUAUAUGCUUUGUAAUCUUUUGGGAGAUAUAAAUGAAAUUGAUUAGAUUUUUCAUUCUAUUUUCACCCUUUCCAAAUGUGGCGAUUUAUUAAACAAAAAUAAUGCUG